Impatiens glandulifera is the source of this 2910-nucleotide messenger RNA. RefSeq names its product FT-interacting protein 7. The record is from RefSeq and is a predicted model, not a curated record. The transcript has a single exon. Bases 1 to 2910 code for a protein of 969 amino acids. Lineage: Eukaryota; Viridiplantae; Streptophyta; Magnoliopsida; Ericales; Balsaminaceae.
AUGAUAGGCCACCUAAAGCUAGGCGUUGACGUAAUUAGUGCUCACAAUCUUCCGCCAAAGGAAGGCCAUGGCAACACAUCAUUUACCACAUUCGUAGAGCUAUCCUUGGAUGGUCAGAAAUUCCACACCACUACAAAACCGAACGAUCUAAACCCUGUUUGGAACGAGUCUUUCUACUUCACCAUAUCGGAUCCUUCCACCCUCCAUAAUCAUUCACUUCACGCUUACGUCUAUAGAAAUCAAUCACCCGGAAACUCAAAAUCCUUACUCGGAAAGAUCUCUCUUAACGAAACAUCUUUCGUGCCCCAUUCUGAUGCUCUUGUCUUCAACUACCCUUUAGAGAAACGAACUGUCUUCUCCCACACGAGAGGAGAACUCGGCCUUAAGGUUUACAUCACUAACGAUUCUUCCAUAAGAUCUUCCUCGGAAGUUCAUAAUUCCAAAUCUCAUACAUUUCAUCACCUUCCUAGAGCCGAGAAUAGUAUGUCGAAUCCUCCCACGAAGUACGUUGAAAUCAAUGAAUUGAAAUCUGAACCGCUUCUGCCUCCGAAGCCCAUCGCCAUGCACUCUGUUUCCUCGAUGCAACCGUUCGAGUUUGCGAUUAAGGAAACCAGCCCGUUUCUAGGUGGAGGUCGGGUGGUUGGAGGUCGUGUUGUUCGAGCUGAUAAGCCUGUCUCGACUUAUGAUCUUGUCGAGAAGAUGUACUUCCUUUUUGUUAGGGUUGUCAAGGCUCGUGAUCUUCCGUCCAUGGACUUGACUGGGAGUCUCGAUCCUUACGUUGAGGUGAAGAUUGGGAAUUACAAAGGAAUCACUAGGCAUGUUGAGAAAAACCAAAAUCCUUAUUGGAAUCUUGUUUUCGCAUUCACUAAAGAUCGGAUGCAAGCGACUAUCAUGGAGGUUGAGGUUAAGGAUAAAGAUUUGAUUAAGGAUGAUUUUGUGGGAAUCGUCAGGUUUGAUCUCAACGAGGUACCGAUACGUGUCCCGCCGGAUAGUCCACUUGCGCCGGAGUGGUAUAGGUUGGAAGAUAGAACAAGGGAGAAGAUUAAAGGUGAGUUAAUGCUUGCGGUAUGGUAUGGUACUCAAGUCGAUGAAGCUUUCUCGGAUGCUUGGCAUUCAGACGCAGCAAUCCCCGUCGAUAGCACGACGGCGGCGUCGGCUGUAAUACGGUCGAAAGUGUAUCAAGCUCCUCGUUUAUGGUAUUUACGGGUUAACAUUGUGGAGGCACAGGAUCUGGUGUCAAUGGAGAGGAAUAGGCUUCCGGAUGUGUAUGUUAAAGCUCAAGUAGGUAACCAAGUGAUGAGGACAAAGAAUGUUCGAUCGGGAACGUUUAAUCCCCUAUGGAAUGAAGAUCUCAUGUUCGUGGCUGCCGAGCCGUUUGACGAUCACUUAGUAUUAUCCGUGGAGGAACGAGUGGGACAAGGAAAGGACGAAACGAUUGGGAGGGUGAUAAUUCCAUUAAGCACCGUGGAGAAACGCGCCGACGAUCGUAUCAUACAUUCCCGGUGGUUCAAUCUCGAAAAACCAGUCAUUAUUGAUUUGGACCAACUAAAGAGAGAAAAAUUCUCAAGCAAGAUCCAUCUUAGAGUUUGUCUAGAUGGAGGGUACCAUGUGUUGGACGAGUCGACUCACUAUAGUAGUGAUCUCCGCCCCACAGACAAGCAACUAUGGAGGCCUCCGAUUGGGGUGUUAGAGCUCGGAAUCUUGAAUGCGGUCGGGCUGCAUCCGAUGAAAACUCGAGAAGGGAAGGGAACAUCAGACACGUUUUGCGUCGCGAAGUAUGGACACAAAUGGAUUCGAACUCGUACGAUCGUAGACAAUUUAUCUCCCAAGUAUAACGAGCAAUACACUUGGGAAGUGUUCGAUCCCUCCACUGUGUUGACUAUUGGCGUUUUCGACAAUAGUCAACUUGACUCGGGAUUGAACAAUAAGGACGUGGAGAUUGGAAAGGUUCGCAUCCGAAUAUCAACGUUGGAAACAGGACGAAUCUACACGCAUUCUUACCCAUUACUCGUGCUUAAACCAUCCGGUGUCAAGAAAAUGGGAGAACUACACAUGGCUAUACGUUUCUCAUGCACUUCUUUCGCCAACAUGCUUCACAUCUACUCACGCCCGUUGCUACCAAAAAUGCACUACGUCAGGCCGUUAAGCGUCAUGCAGCUUGAUAUGUUACGUCGUCAAGCCGUUACCAUCGUGGUGGCUCGACUAGGUCGAGCCGAGCCACCUCUACGGAAGGAAGUGGUGGAGUACAUGACGGAUGCAGAUUCACAUCUUUGGAGCAUGAGGAAAAGUAGAGCAAAUUUCUUCCGUUUAGUGUCAGUUUUCUCAGGUCUAUUCGCAGCGAGGAAAUGGUUGGGAGACGUUUGUAUGUGGAGGAACCCUAUAACCACAGUUCUUGUACACGUGCUUUACUUAAUGUUGGCUUGUUUACCGGAGCUGAUAUUACCGACGUUCUUCCUCUAUUUGUUUUUGAUCGGCAUUUGGAAUUUUCGAUACCGGGCCAGGUACCCGCCGCACAUGAACAUGAGAUUAUCCCAGGCCGAGGCGGCCAAUGCGGAGGAGCUUGACGAGGAAUUCGAUAUGUUUCCGACGAGUCGGGACCCGGAGGUGGUGAGGAUGAGGUAUGAUAGACUGAGGAGCAUGGCUGGAAGGAUGCAGACGGUGUUGGGUGAUGUGGCAUCACAAGGUGAACGGGUGCAAUCGUUGUUGAGCUGGAGGGACCCGCGAGCUACGUCUAUAUUUGUGACGUUUUGUUUGGGGACGGCUGUGUUUUUGUAUGUGACUCCAUUUCAGGUAAUUGUGGCUUUUUGGGGGAUGUAUAUGAUGAGGCAUCCGAGGUUUAGACAUCGUUUGCCAUCGGCUCCUGUGAAUUUCUUUCGUCGGUUGUCUGCAAGGACGGACAGCAUGCUGUAG